AUGAACUCCUACCGAGAUCCGGCCAAACUUGGCCUUGGAACCAAGUUCGUAUUGAAGGCCUCAGCCGAUGUCGCAGUCAAGGAGACCAAUAGUGGUCUGAAGCGAUCCUCUAGCGGCGAAGGAUCGGGCAGUAAUAAGAAAAAGAAAAAGGCUUUCAGUACACCAGCAGCCAGCGAGGAAGAGCCAAAAGGCAAGGCCACCGUACCGAUUGGUUGGGUUGUCAUCAUUUCAGGCGGAUUGGAUGAAGAUGGUGAACCGCACGACACUAUUGCACCGAAGAUCGAGCGCCUUUUGUUGCGAGAGCCGGAGAAGCUUGCGGUCUCCCGAAACAGUGAGGGAUCGAUGCUUUCUUUCCGUGUCGGAUGGGAUGAGUCAGAUGUGGAUGACUGGCUUCGCGGGCUGUUCCCUGAAGUGUUCCGUUUCCUUGACAAGUCCAACACAGCGGGUGCCGAACGCCCUUGGACGCUUUUGCUCAAAACUGGCACGAAACUGAUGAAGUACCCCCGAGUGGCAAACGGCGAUGCACUGGAUACAUGCAAGGGUGGUAAGGGCCGGAAGAACAAAGAGCGCGUCAUUCAUAUUGCGACAAACGUUGAGAUUCCGUCUGAUCUUUACACACAAGGUUGGAAGGAGGAUGCAGACCUGAGUCCCGAUGACUGUAGCCACUUCAAUCUCAUUCAUCACCAGCCUCCAGUCGCCCCGGAGGGGCAGAAAGAUGAAGACGUUGUUAUAGGUAACGGCACGACGAAAGACAAGGGAAAGGCCAAGGAGAUUUGCACGACUACAUCGCCUGGGGGUGCGAUGAAGAUGGAUGUUGGCGCCAACGAUGCGGGUGAACAGUCUCGGGAUGCUGUGAAGACAGGACGACUCGGCGUAGGGAUGGACAUCAAGGACAUCAAAGGAUCUACUAGACGUGUGCACUCGCCAAUAUCCAUUGACUCGGACUCCGAUUCUGCAUCAGCAUAUGAGCCGACUACACCCGUCGCUUGCCGUCUGCGACCGCGUCAAGAGGCUCCUUUGCCACCGCUCUUUCAUGUUUCCCCGUCGCCGCCACCUCCCUCCGCUCUCCUGGCUUCCAUAUCAUCGCGUGCAUCAGCAGCUAGUGACGCUAGCGCUGCCACGACAAGCCAGGCCACCGCGGGUGGAGCCCCAUCGACAUGGCUGGAUCCCUCAUUCGAUGUUGACUUACCAAGGGCAGUUGGGACUCAUCCAAGACAUGACCCUUAUUUACAGCUUUCAGACGAUCUUCAGCCGGGAGAGGAGGAUGAGGAGAGCCCAUGGGCGGAUGACUACAAGAUAUAGACUAUCAUAUUGCACUUGCAUACUAGUAUGAUGGCUCCCGGAUUCUCCGGAUACAAUACUAGGUUAUAAAGUAUAAUAUGUUAUGUCUAGUUAUACAUGUAUACACACCUAUCAAAUUG
Molecule: messenger RNA, 1421 nt
Organism: Gloeophyllum trabeum ATCC 11539
Lineage: Eukaryota; Fungi; Basidiomycota; Agaricomycetes; Gloeophyllales; Gloeophyllaceae
Exons: 6
Coding region: 1-1302 (433 amino acids)
Source: RefSeq, a predicted model, not a curated record